Sclerotinia borealis F-4128 is the source of this 633-nucleotide messenger RNA. Lineage: Eukaryota; Fungi; Ascomycota; Leotiomycetes; Helotiales; Sclerotiniaceae. The record is from the annotation of a GenBank genome assembly.
AUGCCCGUCGUCUCCGAAUCUGCCACGGAAUCAAGUCAUGCAUAUACAUACGGACUCUUCUCCAACAUAUCCACGCCCUACCUAUACCUAAGCAUAUUCUUCUUUCUUUGCAUCACAAUCUUCAUACGAAGGAAUCGAAAUGCCACCGCAAAAUUACAAUAUCAUUUCCCACCUAGCCGACCCUCUACCCCUAUUCUCCUCGAAAAAUCAGAUCCGUUAAACACAUUUUCAUACGCAAACGAAAACGUAAAUUUCCACACUACCACCAACGCACCUCACCCCAAAACAACCCCCCAAUCCAGCACAACCUCCCUCGACCUCACCAACUCACCCACAUCCAUCUCAACCGCACAGCAAACCUUCUCUCGAGCCCCACCAGCACCCCCCUUCACGCCGCCCUCUCCCCUAGAAACUCUUCCCUACGCGGGAUUGAACGGGGAUAUAACCUCCACACCUAGCGAAGCGCCUUCCACCCGCCGCCGCUCCUACACCAAGGCAUCCAACCCCCAAACCAACUCUCCUGCCGUAACAGGCGAGAUCAUAUCUAGCGAUGGCUGGCGCCGCCACACGCGAGUUUUUGGGGGCGGGGUAUGUGAGGCGUGUGCGGAGAGCGAGAGGAGGAUGAGUGCGUGA